CUUCUUAAUGCCUAAACGGAUCUGGAUGAAAUUUGACACAUAGUGUAAUAACUUUUUCAGGGACGAAAAGUUGGCCUCGACAUCCCUAUGGGUGAUGAUAUUGGAUCUAUGGCUACCGUCCCUAGGAGUGAAGUAAGCAAACCUAAUUCAUAACAACGCCGUAUACUAUUUACCUGUCUGUGAUAACAGUGAUGGUAUGUACAUACAUACAUACAUACGAUAUCGGGUCGCAAGUGAGGAACCGGUUUCGGCGACACUGAGACUCAGCUAUAAACACCAAUCUCUCGCUAAUGGUGAUGUUCUAUUUCAUUUUCAGUGCGGCGUCACACCGUGGGGCUGCGACUUUAAAACCCCGCCCUCACCGGAGGAGAUAUUUACUGAUUUUGAACAAAGUCGUACAAAAGUGAACGCGGCAGGUGGCGGCGGCGAGCUGUGUGUCUGCAGCGCGCUGCCCGCGGCACCGCGCCUCGCCCCGCCCUGUCUGCAGUUCAAAGGCGUGGCGGUCGGCACUGUACAGUGGCGGCAGGUGGCGCUGCACAACUCGGGAGGACUGCCAUUACGCUGGAGCGCGCACGUCCGCCGCUGGCCGCACACGCGUACUCCCGCGCUGCUGCUCGGUACACCGCUGCUCUAUUCCCAUUCUAUGUGAAUGUUAGACUGUAAUAAUACUAGGUGUCUAGAUAGACGUGAAGUUUGG
This is a messenger RNA of Papilio machaon (common yellow swallowtail), 697 nucleotides long. RefSeq lists its product as uncharacterized. The transcript is spliced from 3 exons. Bases 197 to 649 code for a protein of 150 amino acids. Lineage: Eukaryota; Metazoa; Arthropoda; Insecta; Lepidoptera; Papilionidae. The record is from RefSeq and is a predicted model, not a curated record.